Molecule: messenger RNA, 3700 nt
Organism: Cuscuta europaea
Lineage: Eukaryota; Viridiplantae; Streptophyta; Magnoliopsida; Solanales; Convolvulaceae
Source: the annotation of a GenBank genome assembly
GCAUCCUCCAGGACAAAAGUAACCCAGUUAAAACAAAAAGAUCAAUCCUACCGUUUCUAACCUUUUCACUCGUCUUGGUCACUGUCUCCACCAUGGGAGACUGCGUAGAUCUCCACUUUUUCCCCUUUCUCUUUCUCAGUAAAUCUUAUUCAUCGGAGCAGCUUACCUUAUUCAUUGCUCAUCUCCGCUCUUAAUCACCCCAACAAUGUCUCCAGCCACCUUCUUCUUGCUUCUCUUGUCGUGCUCCGUCUACUGUCUAUCCUCCACCGCCCACACCCGCCGCAUUCUUCACCAGCCCUUCCAGUCUCUACGUUCCGACCCCCCUGUCUCUGCACCGCCGGCGUCCCCCGCUUAUGGGGACGCUCCUUUCUUCCCUUCCAACCGUUUGCUUCCACCUCCGUGGCCGCUGUCUCCCAAGGCAUUGGCGUCCUUCCCGGCGAAUAUAUCUUCUAUCAUCGUUCCGCGCGCCCAGGAAAGUAAUCCGGUGUCUUCGAAGCUCAUUGGCACUGCCAUCGCUAGUGCGUCCGCUACUGUCAUUGUCAUCAUGAUUGGCGUCGUGCUGCUUUUCCGGAAGAAGAUGAAUCGUUCUGUUCCCGGUGAGUGGAAAUCACACAGAUCCGAUAGCAGUACUCGAUUAAGUUACUGCAAUAGUAUAGGCGGCAGCCGUAACCCGCUCGCUCCGAAGCUCCAUAGGCCACCUCAAACCAGUUCCGAGCUCCUUUACUUGGGCACUGUGGCCAAUUUACACGGAGCAAGCGCACCGCGCAAUCUUCAAACCACUCCUAGCAGUAUCUCCACUAGAAAUGUGAGGCCUCUAAAUCCGGGCUCGCCGGAGCUACGCUCGUUAGCGCCGCUUCACAGGCAGAGCUUUGAGCUUCACUACGAGAUUGGUUCCGAAGCAGACGAAGAGACUGACGUGUUUUAUUCUCCCAAAGGGUCGUUGGGUGAUAGAGAGAGUUCCAUCGGAACUGGAUCGGCUUCCAGGAGAGCAUUCUCAGCGGUUGAAGUCGAAAAUUUUGAACAAUCCUCCUCAUCUUCUUCCUCGCCAAAGAUGUCAGCCUGUUUGAGAAUUCCCCCGCCUAAAUCCUGUUCAAGGAUGAGGUCACCUGAAACUCCUCCUAUUCAAACUGCUCUUUCUCCACUUCAGCAUCAGUCUCCGCAGCAGCAUCCACCGCCAGUCUAUGUGGCGCAUUGGGCGUAUACGAGAGAAUCUGAUUCUCCCUCGCCUGCGAGUUCAUCAUCGCCUGAGAGAGAUUCUAGAAGAAGCAUAGAUUCAUCUCCUGGAACUUCAUGCACUUGGGAUCGCAGUAUAAAAUCUCCUCUCAGAAUCUGCAACAGUGUGGAAUCUCCACCUCAGUUGGACUCUCAUUUUAGACUUGACAUCCAAGGAAUUGAAUCUCCUGAGAGAAUUAGCUUUAGCCGUGCAGAAUCUCAUGCAAGAACCAGCACUGCACUCCCACAGAGUGGCCAGAGCCUACCAAUUUCUGCUGCACCAUCCCCUUCGCCACCAGGAGCUUCUUUUACUACUCCAGCUCUCACACCCCCAGCUCUCCCUCCCUCAACUAAACUGUGGGAAAGUCCACACACUCCCAGCAUGGGUGAAUUCCCUGAACUAGUCAAUUCUUUCAGACAGAUAAAAAUUGAGAGUCCGAUGUCUUCUCCAGUUCAGAUGCCUCUUAAAACAGAGUGUGGUGAGAGUAAUGCACAGAUGGUUGGGCUCUGUUCAACUGAAAGUUCUGAAAAGAAUGAGUACAAGACAAAACCAAUGUUGAAAACUUUGCAUUGUGAUAAAGUGCUGGCCAGUUCACAUGGGGAAAUAGUGUGUGACCAUUUGCAAUCAAACUCAUUUAAGUAUGAUAUUUUGGAACUAGGUGGGUGAGGAGAUGAUGAAGACACUAUUUGCCACAAGUGCUCCUAAUUCAAAAUCAAAUUUAAAGGAAACAGAUCAGUGCCGACGUCUUCCUUCUUCGAGCCAAGAAAACAGUGUCCUUGACCGGAAGAAGUCACAGAGCAUUUUGAUUUUGUUGAAGGCACUAAAUGUCACUAUUGAAGAACUACGCAAAGCUCUCUUAGAAGGAAAUCUUGACGCUCUUGGGACUGAGCUUCUUGAGAGCUUGAUGAAAAUGGUUCCAUCUAAAGAGGAGGAGCGUAAGCUUAAAGAGUAUAAAGACAACUCACCAUUCAAACUUGGAGCGGCUGAGAAAUUUCUCAAGGCAUUGCUCGACAUACCUUUCGCAUUCAAAAGGAUACAAGCAAUGCUCUACAUUUCCAAUUUUGACUCUGAGAUAAAAUAUCUCAAAAGGUCGUUUGAAACUCUUGAGUCGGCUUGUGAAGAUUUGAGGAGCAGCAGGAUGUUCUUGAAGAUUCUGGAGGCAGUUCUGAAGACUGGGAACCGGAUGAAUGGGGGGACAGCCUAUGAAGAUGCACAUGUGUUCAAGCUUGACACACUUCUCAAGCUCAUUGAUAUCAUGGGGGCUGAUGGAAAGACCAGUCUCUUGCAUUUUGUUGUUCAGGAGUUAAUAAGAAGUGAAGGCGCUCGUGUAUCUACAUCAAACCAACACGAAAAGAUGUCCUUCAGUGAUGAUACCAUGUUCCACCAAAGGAUUGGCCUCCAGGCUGUCUCUAGACUCAGUUCAGAGCUUAAAAAUGUGAAGGAAGCUGCCAACAUGGAUUCAGAUGUCCUCCACGGUGAUGUCUUAAAGCUUUUGAAAGGGUUUGAUGACAUUGUAGAGGUUUUACUGUUGGAUAAAAGUAGUAGCACACCUAAGUUCUCAGAAUCACUGAGCAUGUUCGCAAAAAUGGCUGAGGAGGAGAUUAUAAGGAUCCGAGCACAGGAAAGUGUGGCUAUGUCUCUAGUGAAGGAGAUAACUGAAUACUUCCAUGGGAAUUCAACCAGAGAAGAGGCACACCCCUUUAGAAUUUUCAUGGUGGUGAGGGACUUCCUGGCGAUUCUCGAUCACGUAUGUAAUGAAGUUGGAAUCAUAAAUGAGAGAACGAUGGUGAGUUCUGGACAUAAAUUUCCUAUUCCAGUGAACCCCAUGCUGCAUCCAGGUGGAGGGUUCUCCCAGAGAAUGCAGUUCGGAUCUUCUGAUGAUAGCUCUUAGCAUGAGACCCUAUUUUCCCCACUUCGCAAACAAACUUUAAGAACUUUCAAAUGGCUGGAACAAGAACAAGAGCAUAUUGGGUUAUGAAGGAACAAGUGUAUGAGGGGCUAUGGUUACCAGGGCUGGACAGAGGAUGUCAUGCUGACGCGACUGGUCAAAACUUUGAGGGCCUUGAAGUUGAAACUCAUGAACUCCUGGAGUGGGAGAUGAUAGAGGAUGGGAUCGUUACUUCGAGAACAAUCAAAACAAAAAGGUGCACUCUGAAGUUAAAAUGUUGAGCCUUAUUAGCAAUUUCACUCAUAUUCCCCUCAACGUUUGCUUCAGUAGAAGACAAAUUAUGAAGUUGCCUUCCAACUAACAACAUAACGUGAAUACAUAAUCAGUCAUGGAUCUCCUAAUGCCAACAUCUUCAGCCAAGACCCUCUUACCUCCGCAAGUAGCCAAGUAGUAUGUGUGAUCAAAUUCAAUGCAUAUUAACAUAUACGAUGGUAUUUAGUUGAACACUUGAACUAUAAAUAUAGUUUGAUUCUUGUGUAAAUGGUGUUUAGCUAUUGAGUAGAUUAGUUCUGCUCUAGUGUAAAUAAAAGUUGGUGAAG